Messenger RNA from Ambispora gerdemannii, 171 nucleotides. The record is from the annotation of a GenBank genome assembly. Lineage: Eukaryota; Fungi; Glomeromycota; Glomeromycetes; Archaeosporales; Ambisporaceae.
AUGACUACCGAACUGCUUGGCCAGGCAACUUUGGCUGCACACUACAAACGACGCUUAAGACUUGAUGAUAACGUCACCAAAAAAGGUGUCGUUUACGAGUUGGAGCAAUUGAUUCAUGGACGACCGGAAAUUCAUGUCUAUAAUGGAUUAAAGCGGAGAUUUUUAGGGUGA